This is a messenger RNA of Asterias rubens (European starfish), 1273 nucleotides long. RefSeq lists its product as uncharacterized. NCBI's taxonomy places the organism in Eukaryota, Metazoa, Echinodermata, Asteroidea, Forcipulatida, Asteriidae. The transcript has 2 exons. The record is from RefSeq and is a predicted model, not a curated record. Bases 557 to 1147 code for a protein of 196 amino acids.
UCCAGGUUGCAGUGUAGUAAGUUAAUCAAUAGUGAAUGGAGAGGGUGCCCUUUAUCUAUGAAGACGUGUGGGUGACUCCCGCACAACAUUGCGCCGGUAAAUUUCAAAUAAUUUCGUCUUCAAGGCAGCUUGAUCAUCCUAAAGCCUUCCAGGUCCUUACCAAACAUCUUAUGCCACUACUAGACUGUUGAUUACCAUGAGUGAAACACGAUCCGAGAAAAAUCUACGAUCAAGUUCUCGUACUGGCCAAGGACAAGGCUCUACUACUACCAUGAUUACCACAAACAAAGAUGGCGGCGCCUGUGUGACACCAAAACCUACAGCCACGGACGGUAAAUCCUGCCGUCAAUCCUGCCCACGAUGCUGCCUUGGACGAUCAACUAAGAACUAGCCUAACAAAUCUAUUAUCAUCUGAUGCUACGCUAUAUUACAGCCUUUAAUAGCCGCUGUUGCUGAUGCUCUUGUGAUAAAGCUACUGUCAGACGACCACAUCAUAGCCACGAUCACAAGUAAGCUGAUUAACUCAGAUUUAUUCAUUGCCAAGCUUUCCUCUUCAAUGUCAUCUGAAGUGAAGCAGGAGGUGUAUGAAUCCUUACAAAUGGACAGUGAUGUUCAAGCCACAACAAUCACCUCUUUGGAGAAUCAAUGUUCCUCCCUUAAGAACACCAACAACGACAUGCUCAAGAAGCUUGAUGACCUCGAGCAGUACAGUCGCUGUAAUUGUUUGCUUUUACACGGUCUGGAUGAGAGCCACGCUGACAGCAAGGGAACUUCCGUCGAUCGCCUCAAUCAUCUGCUUCCUGACUCACACCUUCAGUCGUCAGACAUUGAUCCUGCUCAUCGAAUCGGCAAGCCGAAUCUUAAUCACAAUGUCAGCCAUUGUGGUCAACGACGAUCUCGGCCAGUUAUUAUCAAAUUCAUCAGCUACGCUAAGAGGGAAGCUGCCUUUCGUACCAAACGCCUGCUGAAAGGUUCCGGCCUCUCCUUGUCUGAAAGCCUCACCCCGACCCGUAUGUCUCUUCUCAAAGCAGCCCAAGACAGCCCAAAGACCAUCAGUGCUUGGACAAUCGACGGUCGUGUGACUUGCCUGCUGGCAAAUAACCGUAAGGUAACAGUAACAUCUAUCCAGGACCUUGAUAAGCUGUAAAUGUGAUACAAGACAUCAUGGAGGAGACAUUGCCACCAGUGGUUGCCCGAAAAAGGUAUUUCUUAGCCGCCCGAACUGGAGACGUCAAGGGCAUCAAGGACAGUCUAGAGAACAGUGCCAAACAUA